Cydia strobilella is the source of this 2009-nucleotide messenger RNA. RefSeq names its product protein singed wings 2 (gene swi2). Gene Ontology annotation, cellular component: extracellular matrix. NCBI's taxonomy places the organism in Eukaryota, Metazoa, Arthropoda, Insecta, Lepidoptera, Tortricidae. The transcript is spliced from 9 exons. The record is from RefSeq and is a predicted model, not a curated record. The coding region runs from base 1 to 1461 and encodes 486 amino acids.
AUGAAUAUAUGCAGCAACCCUGACUGGCGGAGAGCAGUUCUCAUCCAGCAACGAAUUAGUAACCAGGCUACACUUUUAUCGCAGACAAUAUUCCUUCUCGGCCUGACAACAGCAGCGCCAGGGUUAUACCGCCACAAUGAUACGGACAGCGCGAAUCGGCCGUGCUCUCUCAUCGAGUUCACCACGUGGGCCGCGUGCGAGCAGACGCAGCAUCAGCUGCUGUGUAAGGGCGGCAUCUCUAACCAGUGGAUGAAGGGGAUACAGCAUAAGAUCACAUCAUUCAUUUUAACGGAUUGGCCCGGCACCUGCCUCAAUAUUGGCCGGCUGCAGCAACAUUUCCCAGAGCUUCGAGCGCUGCACUUACUCAACUGCUCACUGCUACACGUGUUUAAAGGACACUUCGACGAAAGUAGUAGGAUAGAGAAAAUAGAAAUGCACGGUCUUACGUCACUAUGGGAGGUUCCACCCGAGAUAAUAGCCCAUAUGCCAGCUCUGAAGAUAUUGGAUAUCCGAAACAAUGUGCUGCGGCAUAUGAAGGCGCGACUUCUCAAGGAAUCUGCGCGAUUGGAGCACGUUUAUCUGAGCGAUAACAAAUGGGACUGCAGCGAUGGCGGGCUGGACUGGCUGGCGAUGGAAAGAGACAACGACACGGUUAAGAGGAAGAUAGUAGAUUACUACAAACUCAUGUGCCACCAGCAGCUUUACAGGGGCAAACCGCUGCAUAAAGUGAUGGACUUCAUUAGAAUGGUCCGCCACACCUGCCCAGAACCCUGCUCCUGCGUGAUGACGUACGUGGCGGAAGCCAAGCAUGGCGGACUGAUCCCCAUCAUCACAGCCAACUGCACGGGGAUGGGGCUCGCGCAGGCGCCGGACACCCUCCCGCCGGGCACCACCACCGUGCGGCUUGAUGGGAAUAAGAUCGACUCGAUAGGGACUCUGCUACAGAACUCUUACUAUAAGAAAAUUGCGGAUCUCUACUUGGACAACAACAGCCUUUCUACAGUGAAGGAGCUGGAGGGCUCGGAGUGGUUCAACACAUUCCGGCUGCUGAGUCUGAAAGGGAAUUUGCUCAAACAAAUUCCAGUCUACGCAUUCGACAAAGCGUUUCAAAGCAACAAUAACAUAAUGCAUGUGUUCCUCGGUGACAAUCCUUGGCGCUGCGACUGUCACUUCAUCCCGCGCUUCAAGACGCUGUUGCUCAAAUACAAGCGUGUUAUACAGGAUCUGCCUGACAUACGCUGCUCGCAGUCGGAUGACAAGACUUUAUCGCUUGUGCAGAUCAGCACAUUGCCUUUGGGAAGAGUCUGCCGUAGCGGCCCCGAGAUGCCUAUAAGCACCAUAAACAUAAUUAAUGUGACCCUGGCUACCCUUCUGUUUAUAGUCAUAGGGAGGUUUCUGUAUGACUGGCACAGUUUCAAGAACACGGGGAAAUUGCCAUGGAUAUCCUCUAUUUUACCUUGAUGAACGGAGGGCCUUACGCAGGCGAACAACACGCGAACGCGAAGCGAAGCGAUGCGGCGCGGGGUGAAUCAAUCCUUUGAUACCUAUAGAAGUGUCCUACGUGGGCGAUCUCGUUGCGAACGCGAACGCCGUGGGCCCGCCGCGCCGCACCGCUUCGCUGCGUUAGAGUAGCUAGGGUCAGAAUCAGAUGGCACUAAUGAUUUAGUAUAGUUUUUUGAGUAGACUUAUGGAUUAUAAAACUGUAAUAGACUUAUGGAUCUUGAUGUCAAUUCUGAUUUACCAAUUUGAUAUGGUUUUGAUCUUGUUAUAAAAAUUAAAAAUAGAAAUAGAUGCAUGUCACGCGCUUCAAUCCGCGUGAAGAUCGUAUCAUAACCAAAUCAAAACUGAAACAAAUUAUUAAAUCAGAAUCGGUUUCCUUGACGUGUCAUUUGUCAUUUUACGUUUUGCAUUUUGCUGAGUGAAUAUAAUAUUCAUACUUAUACGUACUAUAUCGGGUGGAACAGAAUGAGGGACUUUUAUGGAAACGGGGAAUUGUUUAGGCUACGUAC